Messenger RNA from Setaria italica (foxtail millet), 959 nucleotides. RefSeq names its product NADH dehydrogenase [ubiquinone] 1 alpha subcomplex assembly factor 2. Gene Ontology annotation, biological process: mitochondrial respiratory chain complex I assembly; response to oxidative stress. The record is from RefSeq and is a predicted model, not a curated record. Gene Ontology annotation, cellular component: membrane. Lineage: Eukaryota; Viridiplantae; Streptophyta; Magnoliopsida; Poales; Poaceae. The transcript has 8 exons. The coding region runs from base 164 to 706 and encodes 180 amino acids.
CGAUGGUGUCGGUCUGUGGCCUGUGGGUCAGACUGAUACGCAAGCCGGCGGCGGCCAGCGGAGGUGGAGGUGGCGACCGGUUCCGGCGAGCCGCAGGCGGCGAAGAGGGGGAAGCAGCGACCUAUUCGAGCAAGCCGGGAGCAGGGCAGAGUCGAAAGCGGCGAUGUCGAAGCGGCUGGUUUCGCGGCUACUGGGGAUGUUCCAGUCGCGGACGCAGGUGGGCGUCGACAAGACCGGCAACCGCUACUUCACCCGCGUCGAGGAGGUCGACGGCGCCAUGAAGGAGAGACGGUGGGUGGAGUUCAAGGGCGCCGACCAGGACUCGACCACCGUUCCAGUCGAGUGGAUUUGCUGGUUGAAUGGCCAAAGGAAGAAAGCUCCAACGCCAGAAGAAUUGGCUGAGCUGGAGGCGAGACGGGAACGUGUCAAGCAAAACAUUGAACUUCUCAAAAAGAAAGAAGAGGAGGAAAGAAAGGCCGGCCUCCGACCAGUCAAGAAAAUUGGGAAAUCUGAAUCUCCAAAUCUCCAGAGUUUUGUGAAGCAGCAGUUCCCUGGUACUCUAGAUCAACAGAAAGGGCCUGAGGAGGUAUCUAGGCCUAAGGAUGCAACUGAUACAGAAGAUUCUACAACAGAUAAUGAGAGGACUUCCGAACCAACAGGGACUGGUGCCACUUUUAAACCAGGGACUUGGCAGCCACCAACAUGAACGGCAACCUGAAUUUCAGCAGAUGGCGAUGCUUUACCUGAGCAUUUUUCCUUUCAGUUUGCUCUGGAAGAAUCAGUUACAUGAAUUUCUUCGUUCGUUGGUCAGCAUUUGUGGGAGUAUUUGGUUAUCAGGAAGCCAUGUUGCCCCUGUAUUUUUGCCAAAUUCUCCUGUGUAAUUUUGAUGGACCGUUGUAACAACUAUAAUAAGCUUUAAGCAAAGGUUUAAAUCAUACCUCUACUAGGCUUUAUAUGUA